Molecule: messenger RNA, 1293 nt
Organism: Sclerotinia sclerotiorum 1980 UF-70
Lineage: Eukaryota; Fungi; Ascomycota; Leotiomycetes; Helotiales; Sclerotiniaceae
Exons: 4
Coding region: 1-1293 (430 amino acids)
Source: RefSeq, a predicted model, not a curated record
AUGCCUUCUAAUGAGCCCCUAGAUGCUUUGGCCACCAAUGGCAACAAAUCUAUUCACUCCUUGGAUCUACCACAACUUUACAAACGCCCAUCAUUCUUGGAGCUAUUGCAAGUACUGGAACUACUAAAGCUUCCACCCCCAUCUUGGAAUUCGAAAUCUAGGAGGUCCCAAGAACCCGAUGAUGCUCAAGGCAUAUCUCGUUACUUGACUAAAAUCAUUGGAAGCGGACUUGAUUGGCUGUCGAUAGGGGUAUCUGAAGAGGAAUGGGAACAAAGAUGUGAACUCAUUCAUGAGCUUGCUAGCAAGAGACUCGCCGAACGCUCCAUGCCGGAGAUGACUCGUACUUGGGUCAUCCCAACAUCUGAACAUUCAACUGACCUCACUAUCGAACUAUGUGAACCUCCACUUACCGGUGAUAGCUUGGGUCUCAAAACGUGGGGUACUUCUUUUGUGAUGGCUAAGAAGCUUGAAGAACUAGGGAACCUAUAUUUUGGUAAUAUACUUGCCGAUGGUCGGUUGAUUGAACAAGGAUUUGUAACGUCACAAAAUGGUCUAGCUGUGGAAAGCGGAAUGACAGUGAAGAUUGAGUUGACAAUGGGGAGUGACGAAAUGAUGAGUAACAACACAACGAUAAAUGUCGAUCCAACAAAGAAAGGGAGCAAGAUAUUGGCUCGUAUAUUGGUGGACGAAAUUGAUCCAACGCAAAAUGAACAGCUCUCGGGUAAUCACUCUCGUAAUAAAGGCAGAAUCUUGGAGCUCGGUUCGGGGACUGGACUUCUUGGGCUGACAGCUGCUAUGCUUUGGAACAGGACCACAAUCUUGACUGAUCUUCCGGAUAUCGUUCCAAACCUGGAUAUUAACCUCAAGAGAAAUGGGUUUGGUCAAACGCCCGAGAAUAAUGCCACUGCAGCUAUCCUAGAUUGGAGCGAUGCAGAGCACUCUGUAGUUUUCAGUCAGAAUCUGAACGAUAAAUUUGAGAUGAUUCUUGUUGCCGAUCCCUUCUAUGACACUCAUCACCCCGCUCUUCUGGCCGGGGUUAUCCCCAAAUUCCUGAAGAAUAGUGGAGACAGUCGUGUGUUGGUGUCAGUUCCGCUAAGAGACAAUGCCACAAGAGCGAUGAAGAGUAGCUUUGAGGAGUUGAUGUCCAGUCAAGGGUACCAAUUAGUGGCUAGUGGGAUGGAACGCUGUUUUGACGACUGGGAGGAAUCAGAACAGGACGAUAUCGAUGGCGUUUACUGCUGGUGGGGUAUCUGGAAGCAUGCUGUCGCAACAUCUACUCCUAUGUGCCUCUAA